Molecule: messenger RNA, 333 nt
Organism: Aphanomyces astaci
Lineage: Eukaryota; Oomycota; Saprolegniomycetes; Saprolegniales; Verrucalvaceae
Exons: 3
Coding region: 1-333 (110 amino acids)
Source: RefSeq, a predicted model, not a curated record
AUGACGAGCUUCCCUUACAUCAUCGACCAUGUAGUGGGUGAAGCAAACGUAUGGGUGGACCCGCUCAUCCGACGCCUGCAAAAAAUUCUGGGAAUACAGAAGGCAGGCUGGAAAGCUGCCGGCGAUGCCAUCCCUAAUGUGACAUACAGCGUCAGCGACAGGUAUUACGUGACCGUUGCUGGGAAGCUUUGGAUCCCCGACGCCGCUGUGGAUCUGCAGCAGCGGUUUUGCAUCAUAGCCCACCAAGGCGCGGCCGACAUGGGUUUCCGACGGCAGAACCCAUUUAAGAACGAAGUCGUGGGCAAGAUCAAGAGGAUGACUACCGGCGAGUGA